AUGGAAGUCUCGUUUGCUUUGCGCCUACCGUCUACCGAUGGAAAUGGAAACUUCCCUCGGUUGCUCAGAGAGUCAGAUGAGAUCUCGCCCCGGUGUGUUGUGGGGAUUGACGCGACGUCGCAUCGCGUUGCAAUGGCGAUCUGCGUACACAUUUUUUGUGCCAUAGCGUUGACGUACGGUCACCGGCUGAGACGAACGAGGAGGCCGAGGGGAGGCCCAAGUAUCCUGGCGGCCCACUCAAAUCAAGGAUCCGAACCGAAGUUAGCUGGAGGCUUGAGCCCGAUCUCUAGAGGAGAAACAAAAUGUAAUGAAGCUAUGCUCCACAGUACAGAGGCCCGGUCCUCCUUUUUCCCCCGCUAA
Molecule: messenger RNA, 360 nt
Organism: Linum trigynum
Lineage: Eukaryota; Viridiplantae; Streptophyta; Magnoliopsida; Malpighiales; Linaceae
Source: the annotation of a GenBank genome assembly